GUGAAAUCUCGCGGUGUUUUAUUACGGGAUCUCGCUCCAUCUCUUAGGGGAAAACAGCGGCUGUCUUCACUCGGAGCGCCGACAGGGCAGGCUCAGCUGACGCGACGGGAGGAGCAGAAAGGGAAAGGAGAGGAGUGUAGCAUCAGUCUAUGAGUGGCCGGGUCAACUCUUGCCGUCAUCCUGAUCCGACUCAAGUGUCUGCUGAAGCUACUGUGUCUGUAGACAGGCUUAGAUGGAGCUUCUGUUUUCUUUGUAAACCUGUUGCAAACCCAAACCUCCAGUCCCUGGUUGAGGCAGAAGAACAGACCCAGGUAUAUGUUAUAAUCUUCUGCCAUGGUGAUGCUGUGUAGACGCCCUGCAAAACCAUAAGUCUGUUGCUAUGGUGACUCGGUAGCCAGGAGCUGUCACUAUGGGAACAUCCAGGAUGUUCCGCAUUUUCGUGGUCUUGGGCUCGGCCUUCAUGAUCCUUCUCAUCAUCAUCUACUGGGACGAUGUAGGAGCCUCAAACCUCUAUCUGCACAUCCCGGUAUCCCCGGGCCCCAAAGUCCCUCACCCACCUCCCCAGCUGAGGCCCCACACCACACGGACCCCAUCUUUCCUGUCAGACAUAGACGCCUUCGUCAACCAGUUCUUGGAGCCGGGAACCGGGGAGCCCACUGACACGGUGCCAGUUGAUUCGAGCAACCAGUCAGAGAAGUCAGAGGAGCGUUACAUCCCCCGGAGGGAAUGGAAGAUUCACCUUACUCCAGUGGCAGCAGAGCUCCGAGAGAGACAGGAAAAGAGGCGAAGGUUACUCCAGGAGGUGUGCGCCAACGACAGUGUGGUGUUUCCGGGCAAAAACCGUUCAUUUGACGACAUUCCCAACAAAGAGUUGGAUCAUCUUAUUGUAGAUGACAGACACGGCAUCAUCUACUGUUAUGUUCCCAAGGUAGCGUGCAGUAACUGGAAGCGUAUCAUGAUCGUACUCAGUGAGAGCCUGCAGCAGGAGGGCGCUCCCCAAAGAGACCCUCUGGCAAUUCCCAGGGAUCUGGUCCACAACAGCAGCAUGCACUUUACCUUUAAUAAGUUCUGGAAACGCUACGGAAAAUUUGCAAAGCACCUCAUGAAGGUGAAGCUGAAGAAGUACACAAAGUUCUUGUUCGUGCGGGAUCCAUUUGUGCGUCUCAUCUCCGCCUAUAGGAACAAAUUUGAGAUGCGCAACGAGGACUUCUACCGCCGCUUUGCACAAGUUAUGUUGCGCCGCUACGCCAACCAGCCGACACCUCCUGCCUCUGUGGACAAGGCGUUCACUCUGGGCGUCCACCCGUCUUUCUCCCACUUCAUCCAGUAUCUUCUGGACCCUCAGACCGAGAAGGAUAUGCCCUUUAAUGAGCACUGGCGGCAAGUGUAUCGACUUUGCCAUCCUUGCCAGAUUCAGUAUGACUUCGUGGGCCACUUGGAAACGGUGGAGGAGGACGCGGAGCACCUCCUGCGCCUGCUGCGGGUGGACAACGUGGUGGAGUUCCCCACGUCUCACAGGAACCUCACAGCCAGCAGCUGGGAGGCCGACUGGUUCAGCACGGUGCCCGUCCAGGCUCGCCGGGAACUCUACAAGCUCUAUGAGCCUGACUUCAGACUCUUUGGUUACGACAGGCCAGAGUCGAUCCUCAAUGAGUGAUUCACACAGAGCUGAUGCAGUUAGAUUCAUGCGUCUCUACAUGUCCACCCCACAAGCAUUUUAACUCCAUGUUUUCCAUGAUGCCAUUUGUGCCCACAAUUGUGACCAAAUUCACAUACCUUGGUAGCACUCUGUUUAAAAAAAUGAUGCACAGAGACCAUUCUGGUUGUGAUUGCAGGCUUUGGACAAUUUGGAUAGUUUUCUGUGUUACUAGCUUAGUUUUAAUUAUUGCUGCACUAUCAGUAGUUAGCUGGUUUAUUUUAGAUUAAAUGCAAUGUUUUUAAGCAUGAAAGGGAAUUUUAUGUUAAAACGCACUCAUAGAAGUUGAGGACAGUGGAGACAUGUCCUGUUUUACCUCAUAUCCAGACGUGAAGAGUAUGUUUUCAUGCAGUGUAUCCGGGUGAUUACUUUAGAUCAGCUAUGUAAGGUUCUGCAUGCAAAACGUGCUGGAAAUUUAGUACAGCUGCUUGUGUUUGGCCAGUUUGAAGCCAAAUGCCACAACGUAGCCUCAGCAUAAGAAAGCACAGCUGCUGCAGCGGGCAGCACAUGAGCUGGUGAUCUGGGUUUGUCUCAGCUUGUUUUAAGAGACAUUAAACUGGACUUUCAGCAUUCUUACGAUUGCUAAUGCACAGAUGUGCCUCUUUUUGUUUUACAAAAAUCUUUUUCAAAGGGAAAUGUUCUUUUGUUUCUUGUUGUUUCCAUCAGUAUUCGAUGUUCUGUCUUUGUUUUGUUUUUUUUGUAAAGUACAAACUUUGCUUUUAGACGAUUCUGGGUCAACUCGCCUUUUCAUCAUUUCAUCAUCAUUCAGCCCGUAAACAAUCUAUUUCAUGCAACUAAUUGCUCCUCGGAUUAUUUCCCUUAGUAGAAGUAGUAUUUUGUAGAAUUCUGAAGAUAAUUAUAAAAAUGCUUGAAUCUUGCAUACAAUCCCAUUUAAUUGGAUAUUUUUACAUUACCUGUAUUUCCUAUUUCCACUGAUUUUACAUGGGCUGUUUCACUUAUUAAGUGCAGGCGAUUAUGACCCCUGAUUAAACUAAAAGGAGUUUGAGCUCCCCCUGCUGGUUGAUAAGAUUUAUUGGAGUCACUUAAAGUCAUAACCUUGCAGCAGGCUAUGAAAAGAAGGUAGUAACUUGCAGAAGGUUAUACAAAGGUACAUGUAAAAGUGGUAACAAAACAACUGCUGGUACAAAAUCUCAGAAGUGGCUGGCAAGGGAUUCUCAAGGUAUGAUAACCUUGAAUUUAAAUACUACAGUAUCACACCAUUAACACUGACAUCAAAACGUAACAGGAUCUACAUGGUUUCAUUAAAACAGAAAGAGCUAAUUCUUCUCAAAUGAUAUGUUUAUUAUUACUCUUACAAUGAUGCUGCCUAUAAUGUAGGCUUUGUCAAAAAUGUAGCAAAAAUAUACACAAAACACCCACUGAACUUGGAGGUAUAUUUUUAAGUGCUUAUUGUGCACAAUGUCCGUUUCACACCAUGGCUGGAUGUCUUUUUCCCAACUGAGGCAGGGGGAAAUGGGUAGGGGCUGUGUUUCAGCCACCUGACCAGCAGUGUGUAGCAACAGGCGGUGGAGGAGCAAAGUUGUGUUGAUCUUACAGUCAAACAGUGGAAAUAAAAACUUGUCACUUUCUUUCGCAUCUAUUUAAAAAGACGGCUGGGUGGGAAAUGUUAAUAUCCCGAUACUGAUAACUGGCAUAUUCCUAGCGGCACCGGACUGAACAGAGUCGGUACCAAACAUCGAUGUCCCCUAAAAGAGUUUACUUAUAAUGGGCAGCAUUUAUCAUGUGGUGCAUUGCCUUGUUUUUGUAGCAUUACUUCGAGCUUUGAAAACGACUGUCAAAUAUUCCCACACAGCUGUAAGCUGUGCAAAAUGAAGACCUUUCAGUAUUAAUAUAAGAAAGUAUUUAAUCACUGAGGCUAGAGUUGGAAUGAUGAGUUCAGAUACUUGGUUUAGGUGAUAAAAGUGUGAGGAAAGGACAGUGCCUUUGGUUGAUAAAGUUUACAGAGAAAAAUAAGUAUUUUUAUAGGACUUCAUUUUUACUAAAAUCACAGAUUCACAUGAAGGAACAUUUGAUACACUGGGGCUUGUUGAUCUCUCAACUUUAUUUACAGACCAAAAGAAAAACGAAGCUUUUUGGCUUAACUGUUAAUGUGGCAAUUUGAUAUAAAUCUAUCUUUGUUCGGUUUCCCCAUCAUUGUGCUUCUAUUCAUGGUGUAUCACUCUCCAUGCUGGAUCUUGUUGUUCAGACUCUACAUUGAUGUGGUAGACACCAAGACAUGUUGGUGUUUCUCCUUUGUUCUUAUCCUCGAUCAUUAUGCAGAAUUGUUUCUUAAAAAAAGGUCGAGACUCUUGUCUCCAUCGUGUGGCUAUAUGCUGUUGGUGUGGAUAUAGUCCACCUCUACUGUGUUUGUACUGUAAGUCCUGUUGGAUGUCAAUUCCUUUUGUUUUCUAUUUAUGUUUUUUGUGGCGGAUUACUUUGUAAGAUUCCAACUUUUUGGCUUUUUUCUGUCAACAUGCAAAAAAAAAAAAACAAUAUUGAAACAGAAAUGUUUGUAAGUAAAAAAAGAAACCAUUUAUUUAUGGUUCAAAUAAAACAAUCUAAUAUGCGUA
Girardinichthys multiradiatus is the source of this 4266-nucleotide messenger RNA. Its product is annotated as carbohydrate sulfotransferase 12-like. The transcript is spliced from 5 exons. Gene Ontology annotation, biological process: carbohydrate biosynthetic process; proteoglycan biosynthetic process. The record is from RefSeq and is a predicted model, not a curated record. Lineage: Eukaryota; Metazoa; Chordata; Actinopteri; Cyprinodontiformes; Goodeidae. Gene Ontology annotation, molecular function: sulfotransferase activity. The coding region runs from base 410 to 1657 and encodes 415 amino acids. Gene Ontology annotation, cellular component: membrane.